AUCACUCAAUUGAGACUUGAGUUUCAGUUGUAGCUUGAACGUGCACAAGUUUAUAUCAACUUGAGGCUGUCCUACUUUCACAUUUAUUUUUAUUUAUUUUAUUUAUAUAUAUAAAAAUACAUACAACUACAAUUAAAAGCUCUAUUUUAAAUAAAUAAAAUUAAAAAGAUCAUAUAGAAUUUGUGAUAAAAUGAUAGUACAAAUAUUAACAAUAGUGUGAUUUAUAUCCUGAAAAAAAAAUAUAUAUAUUUAGUGAUUAUAAAUGAAUUGAUGGGACAAUUUUAAUAUGGAUAUUGAAACAACUUCUUCUAUUGGAAAAUUAUUUAAUUUUUCAUUUGAGGAAGUAACACAAAGUGGAAGAGUUCUUUUAGAAAAAAAAAAAUUACUACACAAUGUUAAUGGAGAUUUUAGAGUUGGAGAACUCACUGCAAUUGCCGGUGCAUCUGGUUCUGGAAAAACAGUUCUUAUGGAUAUCCUAUCUGGCUUUGUAAAGUCUGAAAGUGGAAUUAUAUCAUUGGAUAAUAAACUUUGUGAUAGAAAAGUAUUUAGAAGAUUUUCAUCAUACGUAAUGCAAAAUGAUAAUUUAGAUAUUGAAUUAACAGUCAAUGAAUCAAUGAACUUUGCAGCUGAUUUAAAGCUUCAACUAUCAGCCGAAGAAAAAAACCAAAGAAUUAUUGAAAUAUUGGAUGCAAUGAAGCUAAAAGAAUGUCGAAAUACAAGAAUAAUUCAUAUAAGUGGUGGUCAAAAAAAAAGACUAAGUAUUGCCUUGGAACUUAUCAAUAAUCCAUCAAUAAUGUUUUUCGAUGAACCAACAACUGGUCUUGAUAUUGUAGCAGCAAAACAAUGUAUACGUUUGUUAAAAGCACUUGCCAAAGAAGGACCAAGAAUAGUUGUGAUAACAAUUCAUCAACCAAGUGCAACAAUAUUUGACAUGAUAGAUCAUCUUUAUUUUAUUAACAAUGGACAAUGUGUUUACACUGGUGGUACCAAAUUACUUGUACCUUUUCUUGAUAGUAUUGGAAUACAGUGUCCUUAUUAUCACAAUCCAGCUGAUUUUCUUUUAGAAUUAUGUAGUGGAAUAUAUGGCGAUUACAAUGAAAAACUUAUUGAUGCAAUUGAAAAUGGUAAAUGUAAUAAUUGGCGAUCAAAAAGUGAAAAUUCUGAUGAUUUAAUAUUCAAUGGUUUAUCACUUGAACUACCUCAAUUAUAUUCAUCAAAUGACAUGAAUAAAAAUCAAAAAAAACAAUAUGCAACAAGUUUUUUAAAACAAUUUUCUAUAUUGUUUCAUAAACGUUUGUUGACAUUACUGAGAAACCGGGCUUCAACAUUAUCGAGAUUGUUUGUUCAUCUUGUAGUUGCACUAUUAGUUGGUACUCUUUACUGGAACAUUGGAAAUAGUGCACAUAAUGCAAAAAAUAAUUUUAAUUUUUUAUUUUAUAAUAUUAUGUUUUUAAUGUACACGGCAUUCAAUACCAUGAUUAUAACAUAUCCUUUAUCAAUGCCAGUAAUAAAACGAGAAUAUUUCAACAGAUGGUACAAAUUAAGAUCAAUUUAUUUGGCAAAUAAAAUUGCUGAUUUACCAAUUCAAAUUGUCUCUGUUACAUUGUAUGUACUAAUUGUUUAUUUAAUGACUAGACAAAUACUUGAACUUAACAGAUUUGCAAUGUUGUAUCUUGCUCAUAUUGCAGUUAGUUUAGUUGCUCAAAUGAUUGGAAUAAUUGUUGGUACUGCACUAGACGUACAGUAUGGUGUUAUUUUUGGGUCACUUUUUAUAAUGCCUUUUGUUGUAUUUAGUGGAUUUUUUGUACAUCUCAAUGAUGCGCCAUCAUUUCUACAAUGGCUUUUUCAUGUGUCUUUUAUAAAACACGGUUUUGAAAGUGUUAUUAGCUCAAUUUAUGGAUUUAAUCGUGGAAAAUUGGAUUGUGAUGACUUGUAUUGUCGUUAUGCUGAACCGAAAGAAUUUCUUUCGAUAAUGAGCAUGAAUAAAGUUGAAUAUUAUCCUUCGUUAUUAUUUCUCAUUGGUUUAUAUAUUUUACUUGAUAUUAUUGCCUACAUAACUCUCAGACUGAGAGUUAAAAAAAAAUUUAAAAUAUCAUUUAUUUAAUUUUUCUAGUCAAAAGAAAAAAUUUCGAAAAAAAAUAGAAAAUUAGAAAAUUAUUUUUCUACUAAAUUUUAUAUAAUAUUUAAAAAUAAAAGACAAUGCAAUCAGUCUUUAAUAAAAAAAAAGCUAAGAUCUGAUAUAAAUUAUAUAAUUUUGUAUUCAAUAUAUAAUAUUGUAACAAUAUUAAUAAUAAAAAAUAUACUUUUGUAAUAUAUAAAAUAAAAAUUUAAAAGUUACCGCUUUAAGAAAA
This is a messenger RNA of Aphidius gifuensis, 2351 nucleotides long. RefSeq names its product ATP-binding cassette sub-family G member 4-like. Bases 287 to 2104 code for a protein of 605 amino acids. Lineage: Eukaryota; Metazoa; Arthropoda; Insecta; Hymenoptera; Braconidae. The record is from RefSeq and is a predicted model, not a curated record. Gene Ontology annotation, molecular function: ATP binding; ATP hydrolysis activity; ABC-type transporter activity. The transcript has 10 exons. Gene Ontology annotation, cellular component: plasma membrane.